Cercospora beticola is the source of this 2273-nucleotide messenger RNA. RefSeq names its product T6SS phospholipase effector Tle1-like catalytic domain-containing protein. Lineage: Eukaryota; Fungi; Ascomycota; Dothideomycetes; Mycosphaerellales; Mycosphaerellaceae. The record is from RefSeq and is a predicted model, not a curated record.
CAGUUUCAAGAAGACCUUAAGCGCCUUGCAUAGACCGGCCUCAGGCUCUUCUUGACACGAGUGAGCCACUCGUUGUCGACUCGCAAUUUGGUAACGUUGCUUAGCAGCCCGUCCCAGCCACCUGUCAAUUUGUGGCUGAAUUUACGACUGCUGCCCAACCUGAUCAUCGUUCCGGGGAAAAAAAUCAAUACAUCGCGACCCGACGCAAGACUGUAGCAGACACUUGUGCAUUGUAAGACAGACAUACCAUGCGACGAGACAACAACCGCAACUGGAGCUUGAUCGUGGCGUUAGCUGGCCAACUUAUCGAGACCGUCGGCGGCUGAGCCAAUGGCGAGUGAGCAGCGGCGAAGCAACUCUCGCGCAUUAAGUCGCGUGCGCGAUAUCCGACCAGGGAAGAGGAUUGUAUUAUGCGAAGACGGGACAUGGUUGAACUCUAGUAGCGACAGCCUCAAGAACAGUCUCGCUAUCCCCAGCAACAUCACCCGCAUCUCCAGAGCUAUCAAACCCGUCAGCUCGGAUGGUAUACAGCAGAUUGUAUAUUACCAUUGGGGAGUUGGGGCAGGUGGCGGUAUCACGAAUAAGCUUCUUGGCAUUUCUGGUGAAGGUCUAGCACAGAUUGUCCGCGAAGGGUAUACUUUCAUCGCCAAUAACUACCAGCCUGGAGAUGAGAUUUUUAUCUUUGGGUUUUCUCGAGGCGCAUUCAGUGCCCGCAGCAUAGCAGGUCUUAUUGGCGACGUGGGAGUGCUGACAAAGGAUGGCUUGCCUUAUCUUGCUGAGAUUUUCCGGGAUACCCAACACCAACAUGAUCCGGACUACGUGCCGAAGCACCCAGAUCUCCCAUUUCCCAACAAGCCGCCUGCUUCAAGUCCGGAGUACAGGGAGGAAUUGGCCCGGCGGCGCUUGACGAAUCCCGAAGUCCCCGUUCGAGUAAUAGGCGUGUGGGAUACCGUAGGAAGUCUAGGAACGCCAAAGAUAGGAUGGCUUACUCGGCUGGGUCUGCAAUCUGCUACGAUGAAAGAGUUGUCAUUCUACGAUACAUCUCUUGGCAACCAUAUCGAGUAUGCUUUCCAGGCCUUGGCACUGGACGAAAGACGAUUCGCCUUCCCGCCGACGUUAUGGGAGAAGUUCGAAGACAACACCACUGUAUUGCGCCAAGUAUGGUUUCCGGGAGCGCAUAGCAAUGUCGGCGGAGGCUAUGAUGAUCAGCAGAUCGCCACUAUCAGCUUGGCCUGGAUGAUGGCACAGUGCCAACCUUUCCUAGACUUCGAUCUCGAUUACGUACACGAACAGUACGAGGAUGUGGAGGACUACUACGAGAAAACUGAUCAAAAAUCGCGAAGGUGGAGCUUUGGAAAAAUCUUCAGUGGCAUGGAAGGAGUCUAUGCGCUUGGCGGAAGCAAAAUCAGAACGCCUGGACGCUAUACUGCUGUUGAUCCAACAAAUGGUCGUCAGACAGACGACCCCCUUAUGGAGACCCACGAAUACAUUCAUCCUUCUGUGCGCGCGAGAUACAAGUUGCGAGGACCAGGACUGAACGACAGAGGAGAUUACGACUGCAGAGCAAUGCAAGAUUGGAAGCUCGUAAUUGAGUCGCCCGAGGAUGGCGCUGCAAAGCGCCCUAAUAUCUUUUGGAAAGCACGAGAUCGACCUGCAGAUGGCUUUGUGAAAGUCUUGCCUGAAGCACCACUUUGGCAGUUGGAGACAGAAAUUCUUGGAUAUGAUCGUGAGACGGAAGAGUAUGUUAUGCGGCCGAGCGCGGUGAAGCAGGGGAGGAGGAAGAGUUCGAGAAGGACUGGCAGUCGCGUGAUAUCACCUGCGAGGAGUCCGAGAGGGGGAGGCAGUCGGGCGAUAUCGCCUGUGAGAAGUCCGCGGGAGAGGGUCGUGUUUGAAGAGAGAGUCGAGGAGCGCCAGAGAGAUGGGAGUCGCAUGCCUUCUAUGUCGAGAGGAAGGCGAGAGAGGGAUCUGGAAGAAGUCAGUUCGCCUGGGAGAAGAAGUUCGAGGUACAGGUAGAGCGACAAAUGCUCGGUGCAAACCGUGUCGUCAGUCAAAUCGAAGGCUCUGCGCGGCGCGUCUUCGCGUGUAUGUUUGCUCGAUGUGACGCGCGCACAGACCGCUGGAGCAGAGCUCGAGUGCUUCUCAAAGCUUCGACGGACAAAGUAAGCUGCACAGCACAUCGACUUCGACCAACAGCGAGAUCGCGGACAUGGCCUCCGAAGAUGGCGACGUUCAGAUCGUGCCGGACAGUCAAUUUGUGCUCUCGUGUGAGAACG